Molecule: messenger RNA, 3378 nt
Organism: Octopus sinensis (East Asian common octopus)
Lineage: Eukaryota; Metazoa; Mollusca; Cephalopoda; Octopoda; Octopodidae
Product: protocadherin alpha-3
Exons: 2
Coding region: 27-2516 (829 amino acids)
Biological process (GO): homophilic cell-cell adhesion
Cellular component (GO): plasma membrane
Molecular function (GO): calcium ion binding
Source: RefSeq, a predicted model, not a curated record
CAAAGAGCUUUUGCUGAGCAGUUAAAAUGAUGUCAGUUGUGCAAGUUAGCAGCAGAGAAAUGUUAGCUGAAACUUGUAUAAUUAUGUUGCUCUUACAAAGAUGUUUCUCUGUUGAUUUGACUUACCAUGUUGAAGAAGAAAAGAACUCUGGUACUUACAUCGGAAAUAUUGCAGCAGAUUCCUUGCUUAUGGAUAGUGUUGCACUGCAAGACCACGGUCAAAUUACAUUCAAUCAACUACAACAGAGGCAAUCGGAAAGAGCUCAAUUGUUUAAUGUCUCAAAGACUGGAAAAUUAUACACCACUGAAAAAAUUGAUGCCGAGGUCCUGUGUACCUACAACACAGAAUGCUUCAGAAUAAUCAAAGUUGCUGUGCAUCGUGCUGAUUCCUUCAUGCAGAUUUUGAAGAUAAAAGUAUAUAUCGAAGAUGUUAAUGAUAAUUAUCCAGUGUUUCCAAAAGAAAGCAUCAGCAUAGAAUUUUCAGAAGAACACAGCAAAGGAGUGAAGAGGUCUUUGCCAAAUGCUAUCGAUCGAGACGUCAGCUUUCGUAAUUCCCAAGUUUCGUAUGUCUUGGAAAAGAACCUCAAUGAACCGUUCACACUUUCAGUGACUAAAAGAGGUUUUGGAACAUCAGAAUUAGGGAUUGUAUUAGAAGAGAGUCUCGAUCGAGAAAUAAAGGAUACUUACAUGUUACAAGUUAUAGCAAAAGAUGGUGGUGUUUCACCUAGACAAGGUGUUUUGAAGGUUCAAAUAUCAGUGAUAGAUGUAAAUGACAACCCUCCAGUGUUCUCUGAUAAGGUAUAUAACGUGUCAAUUAAAAACACACACAGAACAUCAGUACCAAUUAUUAUUUUAUCCGCAAAAGAUUUAGAUUAUGGUAAGAACAGUCAGGUUUCUUAUCAUUUCAGUUCCAAAACAUCAGAAGGUACUAAAAAGCAGUUCAGAUUAGAUGAAAACAGUGGUGAAGUUUUCUUGAGAGGAAAAGUUUCUUCAAAUCGUAUAUCGAGUUUGAAAUUAUAUAUAGAUGCAACAGAUGGUGGAAAUCCCCCAUUAAGCUCAAUUGCUUUGGUGUUGGUGAAUAUUGUCAGCCAACAGAAUAAUGCUCCCACCAUUGAAAUAAAUUUUGUUUCUCGUUUAAAGGAGAAUGUUGCUGCAAUAUCAGAAGGCAUAAAAGUGGGAAGUUUCAUUGCAUAUGUCAAUGUUAUUGACAAUGAUAUCGGACUGAACGGUGAAGUCGACUGUGAAAUAACACAUGAGAAAUUCCAAUUGUUAAACUUAGGAUCGAAUGAAUAUAAAAUAAUAAUGAAAAAACAAGUGGAUAGGGAAGUCAAAGAAUUUUACGAUAUUCAACUCAUAUGUCAAGAUAAAGGAUCUCCUUCGCUGAAAACGGUAAGAAAGUUUUCCAUCCAAGUGAUGGACGUGAAUGAUGUGCAGCCUCAGUUCACGAAAGAUACCUUUAAAUUUCUCACCUACGAAAAUGAAAAACCAAGCUUUCCAGUCGGUUUCAUUAAUGCUACUGACCCUGACUUGGGAGAUGGAGGUCGACUGACUUAUUAUUUGACAGGAAAUCGGAAAAAGAUCUUCCCAUUUGAAAUCACAAAUAAUGGAUUCAUUUCCACAAUUCAGUCGUUAGACCGUGAACAGCAAGAUAUUUAUGAAUUUAAGGUUUUUGUCAAAGACAAUGGUUCCCCUUCACUAAACAACACAGCAAAUGUUAUUGUUGAAGUAAUGGAUGAAAAUGAUAAUGCUCCAUAUUUUACAUUCCCCAGUGUUAAUCCAUUUAAUCUGGAUGUCCACUACCAUCCACAGAGUAAAAAUGACAUUACAGUUAUCAGAGCAUCUGAUAGAGACAGGCAUGUAAAUUCAUUUUUAAAAUAUGAAAUAGUUGGAGGUAAUAACAAACAUUUAUUUACAGUCAACCCUUAUGCUGGAGUGCUAUCUUUCUCUCGCACAGUUUACCAAAAUGAUGCCGGGUCAUACAACCUUCUGUUAGUUGUCAAAGACAGUGGCAGCCCAGUGCUGUCAGCAACAACCACUCUGUCUUUAACACUGACUGUAAGUAAUAAGACAGCAAAAAUACAGACUACAGUACAGUUACAGUCUGAAGAUAUGAUAGAUAUAAACUGGGUAAUUGUAAUUGCAGUAAUCGCAGUUUUACUGGCAGUAGCUGUUGCUGUUUUUGUGACUAUGUGCAUUGUAAAAUGCAACAAUAUAAAUUCACAUAACCAAAACAUCAAUCCUAAACUUCACAUAAAAAAAGAAAAAAGACUAUUAAUUUCAAGAGCCAGUACUCCAGGUACAAUAAGCAGUAAUCCUGGUACAAUAACAAGAACUCCAGAAGGGGAGAGGAGUAGAAAUAUUCAAGCUACAGAAGUGGGUAAUCAGCUUUACCCAGGAAGUGAAUUACAGAAUGAAUGGAGAUCAUCUUGUAUAGCCAGAGGACUUUUACCAUCUUCACAGUAUGGAUUUAAAAACCAGCAAUACAAUCAUCCAGCCAUUGUAUGUGAGCGUGCCUAACUCAAGUAUCAAACUGAGAAAAUACAACACAACACCUCUCCACUGCGGCCCUAGACACGGAUGUCUUUUUUAUAUUUUUUUUAUAUCCCUUUAUAAACCCAUGUGACAAAGCAUGUUUGCAUCCAAUGUUUAAAGCAGGAGAGAAAGAAAAAAAUUCUGGAGAAUCCAUCCUUGAAAUGUGACUGAAUUUAUGCUGAACUUCUACGAAUUUACAAUCUGUCUGUUGGUUUUUGAGUGUGGAAGUUUUUGAGUUGAAACUGGACUUUGGUUUGUUGGUAUCUAAAACCAUUCCAAUUUAAAGUGGAAAAAAAAAAACUGUGGGAUAAUAUGAAAUGUUCUACUGGAAGUAAGAAAAAGAAAGUGAGAAGAAAAGAGAAGAGAAAUGAUAAUGAUAAGAAAAAAUAGAGGUAAAAAAAAACUGGGAUAUAAUGGAGGUGAAAAGAAAGAACGGUUUAUUACAAAAUGGUGUCGUUUUGAUAUUUCUGUGAAGAUUUACGCUCUGGAUUGUUUCGAAGAAGAAGAAAGAAGAAGAAAUGGAAAAAUACAGAGAAAGAGCGAGAGAGAGAUAGAGAGAAAGAAAUAUAUUGAGAGAGAGAGAGAGAGAGAGAGAGAUGGAGAGAGAGAGAGAGAGAGAGCGAGAAUGUGAUUGAGAGAGAAUGGAUGAGAAAAUAAAUAGCCUAAAUGAGAGAAUGAGCGAUUAAGACAGACAAUGAUAAGAGAGAGAGAGAAAGAACAAGAGACAGAGAGAGACAAGACAGAAAGAAUAAGUGAUAAGAGAGAGAGAGAGAGAGAGAGAGAAGAGAGAAGUGAAACAAUAAUGUAUCGGUGUUGUAAUUUUGUAAAAUAAAUCUCUUAAACAGUG